This is a messenger RNA of Gordionus sp. m RMFG-2023, 1172 nucleotides long. RefSeq names its product serine/threonine-protein phosphatase PGAM5, mitochondrial-like. Gene Ontology annotation, cellular component: mitochondrion. The record is from RefSeq and is a predicted model, not a curated record. Bases 39 to 884 code for a protein of 281 amino acids. Gene Ontology annotation, molecular function: protein serine/threonine phosphatase activity. NCBI's taxonomy places the organism in Eukaryota, Metazoa, Nematomorpha, Gordioida, Chordodea, Parachordodidae. The transcript has 6 exons. Gene Ontology annotation, biological process: positive regulation of mitochondrial fission; peptidyl-threonine dephosphorylation.
UAUGGUAGCUUCAGAAUAUUCACAAAAUUCAUGUACAAAUGGUUAUAUUUACAAAACUAUGUUCAAGAUUUUCUAAAUUUCUAACUGGUGCAUCAGUUGGUGCUGGAUUAGCAUUAAUUACAUAUGGGUUAUAUAACAAGGAUAAAUUUGUAGCAUAUGCUCAGUGGAAUAUUGAACAAUCAUGUACCAUUAGAUGGGAUGAUAAUUGGGACAAAAGCCCUUCAAAUAUGAUAAAGCCGCCAAAAAAUGAAAAGGAAAAAGAGAUAAGAGAAGAAAAGAUUUUGAGAUCCAUGCCAUCCUCUUCUCGUUAUUUAUUUCUUAUACGACAUGGUCAAUAUAAUUUAGAAGGUUCAUCUGAUUUUGAACGGGAACUAACUUCUUUAGGCCAAAAUCAAGCCCAAAUAACCGGUGAAAGACUGAGGGAAUUCAAUCACCCUUUCGCUCGAAUCUUUCAUUCUUCCAUGACGCGAGCCAAACAAACAGCCGAAUUCAUCCACAAAAAUUUCCCUGAUUUGCCUCUUGUAAGUUGCGAUUUGUUACGAGAAGGCGCCCCCGUGCCACCCGAACCCGCCAUAAAGCACUGGAAACCGGAAGCUUCAGAGUUUUUCCAGCAAGGCAUUAGAAUCGAAGCCGCUUUUCGAAAAUACUUUCAUAGGGCUCACCCGGAACAGACGCAGGAUAGCUACGAAAUCAUCGUUUGCCACGCCAACGUUAUACGCUACUUUGUAUGCAGGGCCUUACAACUCCCGGCUCAAGCCUGGCUAAGGAUGAGCCUGAAUAACGGAAGCAUAACCAUGAUAACGAUUCGACCCGAUGGUAGAGUUUUAUUAAGAGCCCUAGGCGACUCUGGCCAUAUACCCGCUACCAAAGUCACUAACACUUGAUGACUGAACGGAAAACUUAAUUAAACUAGCUCAAAUUAUAAAUAUUUAUAUAUUAUUUUAGAGAUAAAACUUUAAAAAAAUUGAUGGGGUGUUAAUUUUAAGUAAAUUAAUUUGGCACCACAUAAUUAAAUAAUCGUUUUUUCUCUCUUUCUGUGAAACAAACAAUAUAAUAAUCUUAGAUAUGAUAUAUAUAUAUAUAUCAUAUCGGUGAUAAAUCCUUUAUAAUUUUUUAUUUUUCGAAUUACAUUAUCACAUCCCAUCUUUUUCAAUCCUUAUGAAAAAAAAUUU